AUGGGGCAGGUUGCGAGCUGGUGCCUCGGCGACGAAGAGCACGAGCAUGCACACACCCUAUUCAAGGAGGACAAGGCGUCCACAAGGACUGCAGCGCCCAACACUACAGCCCAGUCGGCGGGGUCAGAUCAGAACGAGCAGAGCGAGAUCUACCGGUCUCGGCCCAAACCCAUCAUGGCGUCGGGGCCAAUGUAUGCAGCAGGAACGUUCGAAAGCAAAUACACACUCAAGGCUAUCAUCGGCAACGGCAGUACGUCCGUGUGCCACUUGUGCGAAGAGAACACGACGAAGAAGCAAUUCGCAUGCAAAGUUAUCGACAAGCGAGCCAUUCAAAGCAAGAGCGACGACCUACUCGAGCAGUUCCAGGUUGAGAUUCAAGUGCUACAAUCCCUCGACCACCCCAACAUCAUCCACAUGGAAGACGUGUACCAGACAGACAGUCGCAUCUGCAUGGUGACGGAACUCAUGGAGGGCGGCGAGCUUUUCGACUACGUUGUGCAAAAAGGCACGUUGUCCGAGGUCGAGGCGAGCUGCUUGGUGCGGAAGAUCACGUCCGCACUUGCGUACAUGCAUGCAUGCGGCGUCGUCCAUCGCGACCUCAAGCCCGAAAACGUGCUGCUCACGUCGCCGUCCCCGAACGCCGAGAUCAAGAUCAUCGACUUUGGGCUGGCCAAGCUUCUGCACAACAGCCAAACGCGGUCGUUCCUGGGGACGCGGGGCUACUUGGCACCAGAGAUGCUUCGGCGCCAGUCGUACAGCAAAUCGAUCGACGUAUGGGCUCUUGGUGUCAUUGUGUACGUGCUCCUGUGUGGAUGCCUUCCAUUCAUCGACGACGGAAGCAAGAUCCACAGCGACAAAGCCGCGCGAGCCAAGUUUGGGCUGCGAUUUCCGCGGUGGGCAAGUGGGCUGUCGGAAAGUGCCAAGGACCUGCUGCGCCACUUGCUAGAAGUCGACUCGGACAAGCGAUACACGGCCGAACAGGCUUGCCUGCACCCGUGGGUGACAGGUCAGCGCACCCCAAACAAGUUUUUGGAAUCGCCGAACUACCUCAAGUCGAUCAAGCAGCGCCAUCAAGCUGUCGUGGCGAAUGCUGCCGCGAGCCAGACGACCGACAACUCAACUGUCCUUCGAGACCGGCGUCUGUCGCAUUGA
This is a messenger RNA of Aphanomyces invadans, 1152 nucleotides long. Its product is annotated as CAMK/CAMK1 protein kinase. The transcript has 8 exons. The record is from RefSeq and is a predicted model, not a curated record. Gene Ontology annotation, molecular function: ATP binding; protein kinase activity. The coding region runs from base 1 to 1152 and encodes 383 amino acids. Lineage: Eukaryota; Oomycota; Saprolegniomycetes; Saprolegniales; Verrucalvaceae. Gene Ontology annotation, biological process: protein phosphorylation.